AAAUGUUGUCAAAUAUUAAUGUACGAUCUUGCACUAUAAAUAGCAGACCUUGUUUUCACCUGCCUUCAUCUUCUACUGUGUUCUCUUCAAACUUCUUUAAAGCAAAAACCAAAAAGCCUUCUCUUUCUGUUUGCAGGUAUUCUUCGAAAUAUAAAUCAAUCUCUUUGUUAGCAUUUCAUAGGAGCGAAAUCCCAUCAACCCUAAGAAAGGAAGAGGAAAAGGAAGCAAUGACGAUCAAACCGGCGGUUCGAAUUUCGGAAAGCAAAUUGGUCGUUAAAGACCGGACGAUAUUGACUGGUGUACCAGACAAUGUUAUGGCAACAUCCGGUUCAAGUUCAGGUCCCGUCGAUGGAGUGUUUCUAGGUGUGGUUUUCGAUCAAGAAAAUAGUAGACAUGUGGUUUCUUUGGGUGCUCUACGUGAUGUCCGGUUCAUGGCUUGUUUCCGGUUUAAGCUAUGGUGGAUGGCUCAAAAGAUGGGAGCUCGAGGGAGAGAUAUUCCUCUAGAGACACAGUUUUUAUUGGUGGAAACUAAAGACGGUUCCCACCUUGAAUCAGACGGUGGAGAUGAAGAGAAUCAGAUUGUAUACACUGUUUUCCUGCCGUUGAUUGAAGGAUCAUUCAGGGCCUGUUUGCAAGGGAAUGCUGACGAUGAGCUUGAACUCUGUUUGGAAAGCGGUGAUGCAGAGACUAAAAGGACAUCGUUUUCUCAUUCCGUGUUCAUCCAUGCUGGGACGGAUCCGUUUAGGACUAUAACGGAGGCUGUUAGAGCCGUCAAGUUGCAUCUGAAGACUUUCCGUCAACGGCAUGAGAAAAAAUUGCCUGGAAUUGUUGAUUAUUUUGGUUGGUGUACCUGGGAUGCCUUCUAUCAAGAAGUUACACAAGAAGGGGUGGAAGCCGGGCUAGAAAGUCUGGCUUCUGGUGGUACCCCACCGAAGUUUGUGAUCAUUGAUGAUGGAUGGCAAUCGGUCGGUGGUGACCCACAAGAGGAAAGCAAUGAUCAAGAUGAGAAGAAAGAAAAUCAGCAACCGUUGCUUAGGUUGACUGGGAUUAAAGAAAAUGCAAAGUUCCAAAAGAAAGAUGAUCCAACAGCGGGGAUUAAGAGCAUAGUGAAUGUAGCAAAGGAAAAACAUGGGCUAAAAUAUGUGUAUGUGUGGCAUGCUAUUACUGGAUAUUGGGGCGGGGUUCGCCCAGAAGUUAAAGAGAUGGAGGAGUAUGGUUCAACGCUGAAGUAUCCGAUGGUGUCAAAGGGGGUGGUGGAGAACGAUCCUACAUGGAAAAACGAUGCCUUGGCGUUGCAGGGAUUAGGGCUGGUGAAUCCAAAAAAUGUGUACAAGUUUUAUAACGAGUUGCAUGGUUAUCUGGCAUCUGCUGGCAUUGAUGGGGUUAAGGUGGAUGUUCAAUGUAUAUUGGAGACACUUGGUGCUGGUUUGGGCGGUAGGGUUCAAUUGACCAGGCAAUACCAUCAAGCCCUUGAUGCUUCUAUCGCAAGGAACUUCCCUGACAAUGGCUGCAUUGCUUGCAUGAGCCAUAAUACUGAUGCUUUGUACUGCUCCAAACAAACGGCAGUGGUGAGAGCAUCGGAUGAUUUCUACCCGCGUGAUCCAGUAUCACACACCAUCCAUAUAGCAGCGGUGGCGUAUAACAGUGUUUUCUUGGGAGAGUUCAUGCAGCCUGAUUGGGACAUGUUCCAUUCUCUUCAUCCAGCUGCUGAAUAUCAUGCUUCUGCUAGGGCUAUUAGUGGUGGACCCAUCUAUGUUAGUGAUGCACCUGGGAAGCACAACUUUGAGCUACUAAAGAAAUUGGUCCUUCCUGAUGGGUCAAUUCUUCGAGCCUGUUUGCCUGGCAGGCCCACCCGUGACUGCUUGUUCUGCGACCCAGCCCGCGACGGUGUUAGCUUAUUGAAAAUAUGGAACAUGAACAAGUUCACAGGGGUCCUAGGAGUCUACAAUUGCCAAGGAGCAGCAUGGAACAACACUGAAAGAAAGAACACGUUCCACCAAACCAAAAACGAGGUACUGACAGGCGCUAUAAGGGGUCGUGAUGUGCACCUCAUCUCUGAAGCUGCCAUGGACCCCAACUGGGAUGGUAACUGUGCUGUUUAUUGUCAUCGGACUGGAGAACUUAUCAACCUCCCAUACAAUGCAGCAUUGCCAAUGUCACUCAAAGUCCUUGAGUAUGACAUAUUUACAGUCACACCCAUCAAGGACUUGGCACCGGGGUUCACCUUUGCACCCCUGGGGCUAAUCAACAUGUUCAAUGCUGGUGGAGCCAUUGAGGGGCUGAAGUAUGAAGUGAAAGGUGGCGCUGAAUUAUCAAAUCUUGAUGAUGGAUACAAGGGUGAAAGUAGUUGUGUGAAUGAACAGAGGGUGGAGAACUAUAGUGAUGAAUUGGUAGGGAAAGUUAGCAUGGAGGUUAAAGGAUGCGGCAAGUUUGGUGCCUACUCAUCUGCUAAGCCAAGGAAGUGCAUUGUGGACGUAAAUGUGGUCGAAUUUGUGUAUGAUUCAGAUUCUGGUUUGGUUAGUCUUAGCUUGGAUAGCUUGCCUGAGGAGGGCAAGCUUCAUGUAGUUGAGAUUGAGUUAUAGAAGAAUUUUUGUUAGAAUAGAGUCGGGCUGGACUGGUGUUGGUUUGGGUACUGGUGUACUUAUUGUACGUGCGUGCCAUGGAUCCCCUCUACUUUGUUCCCUUUGUGGUUUGCUAGUUAAUGUAAUCAUGCAAGGAAUUGAAGGGGGAAGGAUUAAAUAAGAUCUCUGCCAUCUACUUGGUUGAUCAA
Molecule: messenger RNA, 2770 nt
Organism: Populus euphratica (Euphrates poplar)
Lineage: Eukaryota; Viridiplantae; Streptophyta; Magnoliopsida; Malpighiales; Salicaceae
Product: probable galactinol--sucrose galactosyltransferase 6
Exons: 6
Coding region: 3-2582 (859 amino acids)
Source: RefSeq, a predicted model, not a curated record